This is a messenger RNA of Macrosiphum euphorbiae (potato aphid), 315 nucleotides long. The record is from the annotation of a GenBank genome assembly. NCBI's taxonomy places the organism in Eukaryota, Metazoa, Arthropoda, Insecta, Hemiptera, Aphididae.
AUGCCUCGCUCGGGAACUAGUGCGAACUGCUUACGUCGGACUUUCUCGUUGCCGACGGUUCCCCUAGUCGCGACGCUCGAGUUGCUUUACAUCGUUCCGUUGUGGCAUAGCAGUCUAUUUCGGCCCCGGUGGUUCACCGCCGAUUAUUACGCAAUGGAACGCCGUGCAUUACGUAACUUUCCCGAGUCACCAGGCGUUCCACUUCCACCGUCAAACCUUCGCGGGCCCCUCCACGCCCCACAGUGCCGUGGCAUAGUCGCCGUCGGUACCCUAGCAACAGCUGAUCCUCCGCCGUCGAGUUCAGAUAAGACCUAA